This is a messenger RNA of Rangifer tarandus platyrhynchus (Svalbard reindeer), 516 nucleotides long. The record is from the annotation of a GenBank genome assembly. NCBI's taxonomy places the organism in Eukaryota, Metazoa, Chordata, Mammalia, Artiodactyla, Cervidae.
AUGGAGGAGUACGCGCGCGAGCCCUGCCCCUGGCGCAUUGUGGACGACUGCGGUGGGGCCUUUACAAUGGGAACCAUAGGUGGUGGGAUCUUCCAGGCAAUCAAAGGCUUCCGCAAUUCUCCAGUGGGAGUAAACCACAGACUAAGGGGGAGUUUGACAGCUGUUAAAACCAGGGCCCCGCAGCUGGGAGGUAGCUUCGCUGUUUGGGGAGGCCUGUUCUCCAUGAUCGACUGCAGUAUGGUUCAGGUCCGAGGGAAGGAAGACCCCUGGAACUCCAUCACGAGCGGUGCCUUAACCGGAGCCAUCCUGGCGGCAAGAAACGGACCAGUGGCCAUGGUCGGGUCGGCUGCCAUGGGUGGCGUUCUCCUGGCUCUCAUCGAAGGGGCUGGUAUCUUGUUGACGCGCUUUGCCUCUGCCCAGUUUCCCAACGGUCCUCCGUUUGCUGAAGACCCCUCCCAGUUGCCUUCAGCCCAGUUACCAGCCUCGCCCUUUGGGGAGUAUCGACAAUACCAGUAG